This is a messenger RNA of Blepharisma stoltei, 1117 nucleotides long. The record is from the annotation of a GenBank genome assembly. NCBI's taxonomy places the organism in Eukaryota, Ciliophora, Heterotrichea, Heterotrichida, Blepharismidae.
AUGUCAAAGAUACAAAGAAAAGACUAGUAAGCGAUAUUCAGCGACUAUUUAUUCAAACUCGUGCUUGUAGGAGACUCAGGUGUAGGUAAAUCUUGCUUAUUACUGCGUUUUGCUGAUGACACAUUUUCAACAAGCUAUAUCAGCACAAUUGGAGUAGACUUCAGAUUCAAAACACUUUCAGUAGACAAUACAAUUGUCAAGCUUCAAAUAUGAGACACAGCCGGACAAGAAAGAUUCAGAACAAUAACAAGCGCUUAUUAUCGAGGUGCUGACGCUAUAAUGGUUGUCUUCGAUAAAACUAAUAGAGAAAGUUUUGAUCAUGUCAAAGAAUGGCUUGACGAAAUCAACAGAUUUUCAGAAGGCUCUGUUCGCCUUCUGUUAGGCAAUAAAUUUGAUCGGCAAGAUAGUAUUCAAGUAAGCGAAGACAUGGGCAAACGAUUUGCUGAGUCCCAUGGCAUGAAAUAUUUGGAGACCAGCGCUCUCAGCUCUCAUCAAGUUCAUGACGCAUUUUUGCUUGCUACUAAGUCCCCCCCUUUAAAUUGGAGCCAAAAGUCUUGUUCCAGUUUAAAGGGAGUUAAUUUUUUUAAAAAAAUAUAAAUUGAGCAUAAUGAUUUUAAUUUAUUUUCAUGAAGAAUUAAUUUAAAAAUUUAAUUGAUUCAGUGUGGAAACUAUUUAAAAUAAUAUUCUACUUGUGCAUUUUCAAUUAAAUUAGGUCAAAAACUAAUUUUAUAAAAAUUAUUAGUUUAACCUUAAUUUUUUUUAAACAAUUAUAAAUCGAGUGCAAUACUUUGAAAUUUUAAUUCAUUUUUAUCAAGAAUUAAUUUAAAAAAUCAAUUAAAACAGUGUGAAAACGGUUUAAACAGCAUUCUACUUGUACUUUUUCCAUUAAAUUAGGUCAAAACUAAUUUUAUAAAAAUUAGUAUUUUCACAAAUAAAUUAUCCAAUUGAAAAGCAAAUUUUUUUCCUAUUUAAAGGGGAGUUAAAGUAAAUUUUUACGACGUUUUGUUCCAGUUUAAAGGGGGGGAGUAAAGAUCUUAUAGGGAAAAAAUCAAAAAAUGUGACUAAAGGAAAAAGACUUGACGAGCUGAAAAACAAGAAAAAAUCUAAAUGCUGUUAA